Molecule: messenger RNA, 5277 nt
Organism: Closterium sp. NIES-65
Lineage: Eukaryota; Viridiplantae; Streptophyta; Zygnematophyceae; Desmidiales; Closteriaceae
Source: the annotation of a GenBank genome assembly
AUGAUCGCCCUCACCCGCCAGCUCUACCCGCGCCUCUCUCGCAUCAUUGCUUCCUCGCUGCACGGGGGUGGGGAGGAUGCUGAAGAGGAGGGAAUUGGGAAGGGGGCGGGGGGGAAGGGUAGCGCUGGGGAGGCAGUGAGUGGGGAGAGUGGAGUGUUGGGAAGGGGGGAUGGGGAGCAGGGUGGUGAGCAGGAGGUUGCAGCGGAAGGGGGUGUGGAGGGGUGUGGUGAAUUGAGGGGGGAUGAGGAGGGCGAUCGUUCUGAGAAGGUGCUAAGCAGUGCGAGGGAGAAAGAUGAGAGCCUGCAGGGCAGCAGCAGCAGCACCGGGUGUGAUGUUAGUGUAGGCGAUGGCACAGGUGGUGAUGGCGUGGGGAGGGGCGACAUCAUGCGUGGCACUGAGAGAGGCGAGGCAGCUGGGAGAGGUCCAACAUGUGGGCCACGCACCACAGCCGCACGGGGCCGUGCGAGUGAGGGCACAGGGGGCGGUGUGGGCAACAGCGGCAGCGCCAUGGUGCUGCUGGUGGGGCUGCUCACGGCCUGCCUGCGCAACGCUCGCCUGCCGCACUCACGGCGCCACUGCCUGCUGCUGCUGCACGCAGCAGCACAGCACUGCUCGCACGCGGUGUGUCUGCAGGCUGUGGCGCCCUUCCUGGUGGCGGUGCUGGCCCCGGACGGGCUCACGGCCACGCCGCUGCACGCCCUCGACACGCUCCUCCCCGGCGGGGCUGCCAGCCCGCCCCUCGUGCGCUGCACCGCGCUCACCGUGCUCACGCGCCUGCUGGCGCGCGUGCGCUGCUUCCCCUCCACGGACGCGCGCUUCUUCCCCGAGUACCUCUUCCCCUCGCUCUCCCUGCUCCCCCGCUCGCCCGAUGAGACUGUGCGCGCCACGCUCGCCCUCUGCCUGCCCUCCCUCGCUGCCUCCGCGCUGCGCUUCUUGCUGCUCCCCGCAGGGGCCACGUGCGCCACUGGGGGAAGCGAGGGGGAGUCCGGGCAGGGGGCGAAUGAGGGAGAGAGGAAAAGCAGCAGUACAGCAUGGGAGGAGAGGGGUGGUGGAGAGACGGAUGGCGACAACGACAGCAGCAGUGGCAUGCCGGGGUUCUCCUUGGCAACCUCCGGCCUGCCGCCGUCCCAACGAGUCAGCAGCUGUGCCACGCUCACCUCUCUCAAGGCGCUUGCAGCGGCAGCGGAGCGGCUGGCAGAGCAGCACAUGGGAGAGCUAGCGGAGGUGAGGGAGGCGGUGCGAGUGGCGGUGGAGGAGCUCUCCACGCUGCCCCGCAGCACGCCCCCCAUCCGCCUCUCCCUGCUGCACCACGCCCCCUCCCUCGCUGUCUUCCUCGGUCCCCCCCUUGCCACCACUGCACUGCUCCCCCUGCUCAUCACCUUCCUCAACGACCCCUCCCCCCGCGUGCGCGCUGCCUUCUUCCACACGCUGCCCGCGCUCUGCCCGCAUGUGGCCCCCUCCGCACUGCCUGCCUUCCUCCUGCCGUGCCUCGAGCAAGCCCUGGGGGACACCUCGCAUUCGUCCGUGCCUGCUGCUGCUGCCGCGUGCCUGGCCCAGCUCGUGCGCUCCCAGCGCCUGCAGCAGCGGCGGUGGCUGCUGUCAGCCGCACGCCAUGCAGCGCCGCUGCUCAGGCACCCUGAGGGGGACGUGAGGGGCGCUGCUGUGGCGUUUGCAGCGGCUGCAGCGGGUCUGCUGUCGGCUGUUGACGCCCACGCGCUGCUGCUGCCGCUGCUCUCCCCCUCCCUGCGCUACCGCCCUGCGCUGCUCACCUCCCCCGCCUCCCUUGCUGCUGCGCUCAAGGCGCCCCUGUCUACCCACCCUGCUUUGCCGCCCCAGCCACCCCUCCCAGCGCAAGCAGGUGUGGCGUCGUGGCAGAUGAGUGCAGGGCAAGCAGUGCCCGACCUCCGCGUGCCGCAUGCGCUCUCGCCUGCUGCUGCGCGCGAAACGGAGGCUGGCCGUGCUGCUGCAGGUGCGCGUGUGAGUGUGGGCGAGCAUGGUAGCAACAGAGGAGUUGGUGCAAUGAGCGGCGAGGAUGAGCAAGGUGCAGACACGGGAGCAGUGGGCCGGGGGGAAGGAGGCGCAGCAGACAUGCAAGGGAAGCGGUCGGUGGGGCAGGAGGAGGGGAGGGACGUGGCGAUGGGAGGGCAGGCGGCGAGUGGGCGAGCAGCAGCAGCAGCAGCACAGCACGUGGCCUCGUCGACACUCGCUCACUCCCUCUCCAUGCAAUAUGCUGUGCCCCCCGCACACGGAGCAGCACCAGCAGCGCCAUACCCAGCCAUGGCUGCUGCGCUUGCCAGCAUGCGCACCGACACGGGGCAGCCCUGGCCGCCCCUCCCCUCCACUGCACCAUGGCCUGCCACCACUCACUCGCCUGCUUCCACCGCUCACUGGCCCUCCACACCCCUCCACACUCCCCUGCCUGCCUCUGCAUCUCACUCUCUCCUCGUCCCCCCCCCUUCCCCCUCUCCACCCCUCCAUCUCCCCACUCCACCCUCUCCACUCAUCCACCGGCACCUCACCUCUCAUCGCCCGCUGAUCUCCCCUUUGCCUUUGACUCGCUUGACGACCUCCCCUCUCCCCCCCCCCACCUCCUCCGCUCUCUCCACCUCCCACUCUGCCUCCCACCCGUCCCUGCCACCACCCACCACGCCACAUGCCGCCACCACGCCCACCAGCACCCCAACGUCACUCCCACCCUCUCACGCCCUCCCUCCUCACACAGGCCCUCUCCUCCCCCACACACUGCGCGGCCCCCCUCCCCCCCCUCCGCCCCCCGCGCCGGUGUCGCACUCACUGGUGUUCCUGGGCACCACGCAGCCCCACACCCGCAUCUCCUCCCUCUCCCUCUCCCUCCGCUCCUCUCGCCGCCCCCCCUCCUCCUCCACCCUCCGUCCCUCCGCCUCCCCGGCUCGGCAUACCCUCCCCCCUGCCGUGCCUGCUGCUGGACCUGCCACCAUGUGUGCAGCAGAGGCUGGGCAGGGAGGCAGAGCAGAGGACGAGAUGGAGAGACGUUUGCCUGCGGCAGGCAGGGAGGGUCACACAGCGGCCCUACUGGAGAGGCCGAGGGCGUUAGCUGGUGGUGGUGCUGGGGGCGAGGUGUCACCACGUGCAGCAAGUCAAGCUCAAUCAUCCGUGGAUGAUUGUAGUGCCGCCCAUGUCAAUGCCACGUCAUCUGCCACGUCUGCAUCUCCACAUCUCGUGGAACCAGGUGGGGUGGGUGCGGGGAGCACGGGACAUGCACAACUGCCAGCAGCAGCACAGGUAGCACCACCAUCAGCAGCGGGUCAAGCAGCAGGCGCAGAGGCAGAGGAGAGCAGGGAACGUAGGGCAGCAGCAGUGAGCGGGGAGGUGCAGAGGCUGCUGGGGUGGGGCAGUGCGGACGACGGUGCCGCCAUGGCUCUGCUCCCCGCAUCCCCCUCGCUGCUCUCCACCACAGCAGCAGCAUGGCGGCCGCGCGGGGUGCUGGUGGCGCAGCUGCACGAGCACCGGGCGGCCGUGCCCGCGCUGGCAGUGGCGGGCAACAGCCAGUGGUUCGCCACUGCCUCGCAUGACGGCACUGUCAAGGUGUGGGACGCCACUCGCCUUGACCGCGGUACCGCUUUUCGUUCCAAACUCACGUACGCGCCGGGGGGAGCAGCAGUGGCAGGGGCAGGGAAGGCGACUGCGGUGGCGGUGAUGGGGGACAGUGCGACAGCAGCGGUGGGGUAUGCGAGUGGGGAGGUGCAUGUGGUGCACGUGGACUAUGCGCCGCGCUUCCUCUCCUCGCCCGACUCCUACCGCUGCAUCACUCGCAUGGCCUCCCUCGAGCCCGCCUCUUGGUCUUCCCCCUCCAGCCACACCCCAGGUGCGGCAAGAGGGCCCAUCCUCUCCGUGCACUCGUGGGCGGCUUCUACCCUGGGCGCCACCCCGCCCUCCCUCUCUGCAUCCUCCUCCUCGCUCUUCUCCUGCAACCCCCUCUCCUCCUCGCACGCACUCCUCCUCGUCGCCUCGCUGCAUGGCGGCAUCACCCUGUGGGACAUGCGAGCUGCCCGCCCCGCCUUGUCGCUGCACCUGCACGCGGCACUGGGAGCGCCCACCCACGUGCUGCCCGACCCGCACCACGGCCUGUGGCUGCUCGCCGCCUCCUCCUGCUCCGCGCUCUGCCUCUGGGACCUGCGCUUCCUGCUCCCCCUCUCCUCCUGGCGCCUCCCCUCCGCCCCCUCCGCGCCCCACCCGCCCCCCAUCACAGCACUGGCGCCCAUGCUGCCCGCGGCCUUUCCCCCCGCAGGGGACGCUAUGGGGGCAGCGGCAGCAGGCGGGCCGGAGCACCUGCCAGGGUGGUUUGGGGCGGACCGCGGGAGCGCAGCAACAAAGGGGGCAGUGGGGGCGGCAGGGGGUGGGGCAGCAGCAGCGGGAGCAGGGGGGGCAGUGGGGGGGGCGUCACGGCCUCUGGUGUAUGUGGCGAGUGGCAGGGACGAGGUGGGGCUGUGGAGUGCCGACACGGGGCAGUGCCACCAGCCCUCCUCCAGCACCGCUCCCCCUCCCUCCCUGCCCUCGCGCUCCAACCUCCCCACCGCUCUGCAAUCCCGCCCACACCUGCUGCCGCUGCCACCCUUCUCCACCAGCACCACCACGCCCUCCGGCCGCAUGCUCUCCUCCUCGCCCUGCUUGCCCAGCGGCCCUCUGCCCCAGUCAACACAGUCAACGCAGUCAAGCGGGGCAAGUGGGGCAAGGCAGGCAAGGCAGUCGUUGCUGCGGGUGGAGCAGCUGAAGGAGCCACCGGGCAGGGUGGGGGGGGUGAGGGCGCUGCUGGGAGUGCCGGGGGGCAGUGCGCUACUCACAGCCGGCACUGACUGCUGCAUCCGCUACUGGUGCCGCCUCAGGCCGGAGCAGAGUGGGUGGGUGAGCGGGCCCACAGCCAGGGGGGCGCGGGGAGAGGUGCUGCACCCGCGCUACGACAUGCGCAUCGUGCACGGCGCGAGAGUCAUUCAGGAGACCCCGCCCCCCUUCUACGUGGAUGCGGCGCGGCAGCGAGGCAGCGGUACGGGCGCCUCCACUCCACAAGCAGGCGGGCGGGCAGCAGCAGGCAGUCAGGGGCACGCGGAUACAGGCCCGGGAGGGGCAGCGGGAGGAGGUGGAGGGGCAGGGGGAGGGGGGCGGCGCAGCAUGGUGGAGGUGGCAGCGGUGGAUGUGGGGGGGUGCCACCGCGAUGCCGUGCUGGCACUGGCCGUGGCGGACCCGGGACAGCGCCUGCUGCUCUCUGCCAGCCGUGACGGCGUCGUCAACGUCUGGCGCUAA